AUGGGUAUAUGUACUUCUUCUCACAUUGAAAGGGGAGGUGGAGGAAUGAAUUGGCCAUCCACAGCCAAGGUGAUUCAAAAGGAUGGGAGGCUCCAAGAAUUCAGGCAGCCCAUUAAAGCUGGACACAUCCUCUUCCACAAUCCAAAUUGCUUCCUUUGCAGCUUGGAGAUCAUGUACGUCAGCUCACGUGCGCCUCACGUGCCCGACGAUGAGGAACUCCAGCUUGGCCAAAUCUAUUUCCUCAUGCCAACAUCAAAAUCCCACACACCACUUUCAUUGCAAGACUUGUGCACACUAGCCAUCAAGGCUAGCACUGCACUUGGUGGCUCAAACAUGGGAAGUACAACCUCAAAGGCAUCACCGUGCACCGAUAUGAACGGUGUUCAACCUCUGUCUGGACCGCAAGGGUAUUAUAGAAUUCCAACGGACUUUGAAGGCAUUGGAAUGAAUUCUCCGGUAGCGCGUGGCAACCGGAGAAUUGAGUUCUAUGACUAG
This is a messenger RNA of Ilex paraguariensis (yerba mate), 495 nucleotides long. The record is from the annotation of a GenBank genome assembly. NCBI's taxonomy places the organism in Eukaryota, Viridiplantae, Streptophyta, Magnoliopsida, Aquifoliales, Aquifoliaceae.